UUCUUACCAAACUUGUAUCACAUCCGGGUAUCAAUCCUGACCCCCUCCGCAUCACCUCAUCCCAACCAUCAGUGACAUAGUAUACACAACCACAUCUCCACCCUAACCUACAAGGCUACAACACCAUGCCAGUUGCAUCCCUCUACCUCCUCUCCCUCACCACCUCCGCAACCACCUUCCUCCACGCCCUCCGAACCACCCGAACCAUCCUCCUCAGCUCCCGACCCCGCCACAUCAUAAUUCACCCCACCAUCCUCGACCCCGCCAUCCUAACCACCACCCCCUGGGACCUCCUCAUCCUCAUCCAACCCCCCUCAUCCCCAAACACUCCCCCCAUCCCCCCUCCCCUCCACUCCCUCAUCAAAACCCAAUACCACCUAACAAUAGGCAUCCCCUCCAACCUCCUAACCACCUACGCCACCCGCAAUGCCUCCCUCCAGCACUCCGCCCCCUCCAUCCCCCUCACCGGCUCCCUAGACCACGCCCGUCGCAACAAUCCUAACCCAAGCGCCCAGACCCUAGACCUCUCCCCAUUCCUCCUCUCCUUCAUGGACGAGCUCACCCUCCAACACCCCGGCCCCGUGACCAUGCUCAACCUCCUCCACUUCCACCACCCGGAUGGCAAAAAGCGCUACUAUCAAUACGGCCAAGCGUUUAUCCCAGUCGCAGGGAAACGCGGCGGGAAUGCAAAGAUAGUGGGGAACGUCGUGAAACCCAAAUCCGCAUCUGAUGCUGCUAUGGGGCCGGUGGAGGUAGAUUCCCGAGGCGACUGGAGUCGAAAGGAAGAAGAGUGGUGGAAUGAAAUUUCCAUCGUGCAUUAUCCGUCCAUUCGGCAUUUUUGUGAUAUGCUUGCUGGGGAGGAUUAUCAGGAGAUUAAUGAGAGGUUUCGGGUGGCGGCGUUUGAGGGAUACGUUUUUGUUGUGUACGACCGAGUUGGAGGUGGAAGGGGAGGUGGAGGUGGAGGUGGCGGGGGCGAAGCUUUGAUUGUUGAGUUGGUGUGUGAGAUUGUUCUGGUGAUGGGCGUUGUGACUUUUUAGUGACUCCUCUACGGUUGAGCUUGGAUUCCUCGGAUGAAGUAAGCUUCUUGACUUGAUGAAUAGGUACAAAGACAGUGCCAUCCGUGUAUAUACCCCAAGAGUAGAC
Messenger RNA from Aspergillus ibericus CBS 121593, 1143 nucleotides. RefSeq lists its product as uncharacterized. The record is from RefSeq and is a predicted model, not a curated record. The coding region runs from base 126 to 1037 and encodes 303 amino acids. The transcript has 2 exons. Lineage: Eukaryota; Fungi; Ascomycota; Eurotiomycetes; Eurotiales; Aspergillaceae.